This is a messenger RNA of Mercurialis annua (annual mercury), 1592 nucleotides long. Its product is annotated as serine/threonine-protein kinase UCNL. Gene Ontology annotation, molecular function: ATP binding; protein serine/threonine kinase activity. Gene Ontology annotation, biological process: protein phosphorylation. The record is from RefSeq and is a predicted model, not a curated record. The coding region runs from base 81 to 1394 and encodes 437 amino acids. Gene Ontology annotation, cellular component: cytoplasm; plasma membrane; nucleus. The transcript has a single exon. Lineage: Eukaryota; Viridiplantae; Streptophyta; Magnoliopsida; Malpighiales; Euphorbiaceae.
CCCUCCCUCUAUCACCUUUCUCCAAACCCCACCAUUUCUCCCCCUUUUAUAUCUCUUCCUUUUUCUUUUCUGUCGCACAAAUGGAACCACCACCGCCACCACCGUCAUUGCCGCCGCUCCUACCGCCACUACAGCAACAGGAACACCAUCCAUCAUUACCGGAGUUAAACUUGGAGAAUCUCAAAGCCAUCAAAGUCUUAGGCAAAGGAGCUAUGGGGACAGUUUUUCUUGUCCACGACAGGGCAGCUGACGCCGGUGCAAAGAAUCCUUAUGCUCUCAAAGUCGUCGAUAAAACCACGCUGAACACCAAAUUUGAAGCUGAACGUCGUGCACGGUGGGAAAUUCAAGUCUUGAAGAAACUUUCCGGCGAUAAUAGUCACCCGUUUCUUCCGCAUUUAAUAUCUUCAUCGGAAACAUCAGAAUUUCUAGCGUGGGCUGUCCCUUAUUGUCCAGGUGGCGAUCUUAACGUGCUCCGGUACCAUCAAAACGACCGCGUGUUCUCAUCUGCGGUGGUUCGGUUUUACUUAGCUGAGAUUGUCUGCGCUGUCGAACAUUUGCAUGAGAUGGGGAUUGUUUAUAGAGACUUGAAGCCGGAAAAUAUCCUCAUACAACAAUCCGGCCACGUGACUCUCACGGACUUCGACCUUUCACGUACGUUAAACAAACCGACCGUUAAAUCUAUUCUGUCUUCUUCCACGUCAGCUCACCAUAAUCUUCCGUUAGAAAAGAAACCGAGUUCCGUCCAUCAUCGAAAUUUAACCCGUUGGCUCCCCAUGAUUCCCGUUAGCGACAAAACCGGUCUAAGAAAAGCCAAAUCUGCUCGAGUUAGCCCAGUGAGUCGUAAGAAACUCAGUUUUACCAACGGAGAACGAUCCAACUCUUUCGUUGGCACGGAGGAAUACGUCUCGCCGGAAAUCAUACGUGGCGAGGGCCAUGAGUUUUCUGUUGACUGGUGGGCCUUCGGAAUUUUAACAUAUGAGAUGCUGUAUGGGACGACGCCGUUUAAAGGGACGAACCGAAAAGAAACGUUUCGGAACAUUCUAUACAAGAAACCGGAGUUCGUGGGGAAACGAAACGAGUUGACGGAUUUGAUCGAACGGUUGUUAGAGAAGGAUCCAACGAAGAGGCUAGGAUAUCAACGUGGCGCGUGUGAGAUCAAGGAGCACGUGUUCUUUAAAGGCGUUACGUGGGACCUACUAACGGAAGUAUUACGGCCACCGUAUAUUCCGGCUCGAGAUGAUGUUAAUAAUUUAACGGAAAAAGUAACGUCAGGUGGGGGUGGUAUUGAUAUUAGAGAGUACUUUCAGGAUUUAAGAAAACCGCCGUCACUUCCUCCGUCACCGUUACCGUCACCGUCGUCAGACUGUCAAAAGAAGAUGUGGGUGGAGUUUUAACCGCACGAGUGGGCAGUUUGGCACGUGUAGGAGAUAAUUAGUUUAGCAUAAUUUUCUUUCAUAAUUUUUAUACAUGAUGACUGAACUGUAUUUGUGUACAUAAAAAUAAUUGGGAACAUUAUUCAGUGAUUAUUGAAAGAAAAAAAACUGCAAUCAUUCUGUUAUUUUUAUUAUUUAAUAUUUUAUUUUUAAUAUUAA